AUGAACCAACACUCCGAUGCGGCACCAUUGGACGAGGAGCUUCGGGCGGGCUUGGUGCCAUAUGUGUGUGAUCAGGACAAGUUCUUCCUGCCAAACACCACACUUGACUCAAUCUUGCAGUAUGACAAGGUAUACCGCAUUCUCGAGCGGUUUCAAUUCAACAAACCUGAUUUUGUCGUAGCAGCCGCGCAAUAUGUGUUUGGUGCGGAGAACGUUCGAGGCCGAGAGGGCCACAAACCAGCCCGGAAGAUCUUCGCCGUCCUGGCUCUCCUGGGUAAAGUAUCCUCAAUAUCAGGUUUCAUGGCCGACAGAAUUUGUGAUGACGACUUACCUCUUUUGCGACAUAACGAGGAGGGUGCCAAUUUUGACUUGGUGAGAACGAUUGAUGGCAAGAAAAGAGACAUAUCAUGUUUUGAUGGGUGGGAGCAGAGAGACAUUCAGCAAUUUGACAGCUAUCAGUGGUACAUGCUAUCGCCAUCCUUCAUCAUGGAAGAUGGCCGGGCAGCAUUCUAUAAAAUUGACAACAGGGCUAUAUUCCCGUGGCUGGCGUAUGAGGACGCCGUUAGUCAGUCGGGUUUCUCUGUCGUCAGAAAGGAAGGGGACUCAUUUGCCCUGAAGGAGUUAACUUCCGAGAACAGAGAUGAAUUUGAAUUAGAGGUUGACGCCCUGCAAAAAGUCAAGUCAAACCCGCACCUUGUCACUCUUUUCACGAGCUAUGAGUAUCGGCAACGGUACUAUCUGCUCUUUGGUUGGGCUGAAGGGGGCAAUCUUUUUGACCUAUGGAUGCAACACAAUCCGUGCCCCAAGUUCGAUCGCACUCUGGUUCUCUGGCUAGGUGAGCAGUGCUUGGGAUUGGCAGAGGGCUUGCAUAGAAUACACAACACGCAAUUGUCCUUCCCGCACGAGCCGGAGCAUACAUUGGCGGUCCCGGAUCUCAAAGGUGGCCCAGACGACAAAACCUGUGGAAGACAUGGUGACAUCAAGCCUCAAAACAUUCUUUGGUUCAAGCACGAGCCGAACAAGUAUGACCACGGCGUCCUCAAAAUUUCUGACUUUGGGCUCGCAAGGUUUCACAGCCACAUGACUACAAAAGUCUCGCCGGUUGGAAUCCCCGUAUCACAAACAUACAAAGCUCCAGAGUUUGAAUUGAACGAGCCUAUUUCCCGUCCCUAUGAUGUCUGGUCACUGGGCUGCUUAUACUUGGAGUUUAUCACGUGGUUGGUUCUUGGGUGGGAUGGGGUUUAUGAAUUUUCUUCCAAAAGGACCCAGGAGCAAGACUGCCGGGUCAAAUUUCGCCAAGAUACGUUUUUCAAUCUUUGGAGACAAGAAGGGGGACAGGAAGAAUCAAAUCCUGGCUCUGCAACGGUAAAGGUUGCUGUUAGAGAGUGGAUAAAUUCUUUAGCCCCAGCAGAUAGUCGCUUUCUUUGCGACUUUCUUCGAUAUGUUGAGAACAACAUGGUCAUCUUGGAUAAAGGCAAGCGGCACACAACUGCUAAAGUGCGACAGGAAUUGAAGGAGAUGUACCAGCGCUGUCUGAAUGAUCCGGCGUACUGCUUCUCAUCAACCUCGGUGUACCAAACAGGCCGGGUUGAAAAGGCUCAUCAAACGAUGGACAGAGCUCCUACUGCAGGAGUGAAUGUGCCAAUGGUACAUGUCCAUCCUGUGGAAGAAGCAAACUCUGCCCCGACAAAUGGGGUGGCAACGAAGAGGAAACUAGACACCUUGAGCCCGGAAGAGUCCGGUUCUGACAACCCAAGAAAGCGCAACCAUUGCAAUUAA
This is a messenger RNA of Pochonia chlamydosporia 170, 1779 nucleotides long. RefSeq names its product kinase domain-containing protein. Lineage: Eukaryota; Fungi; Ascomycota; Sordariomycetes; Hypocreales; Clavicipitaceae. The transcript has 4 exons. Gene Ontology annotation, molecular function: ATP binding; protein serine/threonine kinase activity. The record is from RefSeq and is a predicted model, not a curated record. The coding region runs from base 1 to 1779 and encodes 592 amino acids. Gene Ontology annotation, biological process: peptidyl-threonine phosphorylation; peptidyl-serine phosphorylation.